AUGAAGAUCAUCAGCUUCCUUCUUGGGCACAUUUCUUUGGCUGCCAUGUGCCCAAAGAAAUGCCAGUGCCCGGGGCAAAAUGGUCAAAACGGCCCGGAUACGGCGUUUUGUCUGGCAAGCACUGGUUUUCCAGACAUCUCCCGCUCCCCCGACUUGAAAGAUCUCUACAUUGGAAACAACCUGGAAAAGCUCCCUCCCUUGGCAGACCAGCUUCCUAACCUCCGCCUCCUGCACCUCGAAGACAAUUUGAUCACAUCCCUUUCCGACUCCUCCCUCCCGCUGAGUCUGAACGACUUGACCCUCGACGGAAAUCUGUUAGAAAAAAUCGACGUGGGAAGUCUACUCGCUGAUCAUCCUAAUCUGAAGCGGAUCUAUAUUUCGAGGAAUCGUCUUUCAACCCUUAUCGGCGAAUUUAAAAAUCUUCCUCAACUAAUCGAGCUGAAAAUGUCCGACAAUUCUCUCACAAAAAUCCCCGAUUUCCGAAAAGUCCCGAGCCUGGUCCUUCUUCACCUCGCCAAUAAUCUAAUCACUUCGAUAAACGGCAGUAUCCUUCGACUUCCAAACCUCACCCAUCUGGACCUCUCGGGCAACGCCAUCAAAUCCGUCACCAGGCUUCGUCUUCCUUCCCUAAUGGAGCUGAACCUCGCUCGCAACUCCCUCAGUUCGCUCGACGAAAGUCUUCUGAAUUCCCGCGAGCUUGGCUACCUCCAGAUCGCUCAAAAUCCGCUGGAAAAAGUUCCUGCUCAGCUUUUUCAAAAACUCUCGAAACUGAAAAACCUCGACGCUAGCUACACCAAACUCAUGGAGAUUCCUCAAAUUCCGGAUGAUAUGAUUGUCAACGAGCUUCGUCUCACCGGUGUUUCCCUGAACUGCGACUGUGACAUCCUCUGGCUGACCCAGUACGCCAGAGAUCUUGGCCACGUGACUCUUGGACUGAACGAAUUGACUUGUGGAACACCAGCGAGGUUCUCCGGCAUCCCAGUCGUCGAUUUCAACCCUUUGGAAUGCAAAGUCGAUUCCGAUUCCGACUCGAGCUCCGAAGAAGAUCCUUGCCGAAGCUGGGAGUGCAACUACGGCGCUCAGUGCGUGAUUGAAAACAACAAGCCUAAAUGCGUGUGCUACGAUGCUUGGGGUGGAGAGCAUUGCGAGCAGCUUCUGAUUGAUACGGCCAAAGUAACUGAUUUGCCAGCGAAAAUUGAAGAACCAACCAUUUGGGUGGAUGAUGUUGGACCGGCUUUUGUCGAGGUGUCUUUUGCGCGAUUGAGCUCGACCAGGGCGACUUUGAAGCUUUGGAUUGCUGAGGAAGAUGUUUUUGUGCCUUCUACUUCUGAUGUGAUUGAUUCAGACAUCACCAAGUUUAGAUACGAAGAUCUCCAACCCUCUUCCGAGUACAAGCUCUGCAUUAGCACCAACGGCCCCAACUCUUGUGCCAUCUUCAACACUCUUCCUUCUUCCACCGAAUUCCUCGAAAUCGAAUCCACGCUCGAGAGCGAAAACAACUCUCCCAACACUUCUGAGCAAAAUUCCUCGACGUCGGAAUUCAUCGGCGCCGCUGUCGCUGCUGCUGUUCUCGUCGUUGUUGUCAUCUGCGUCGGCGUUUUCAUGAAGCGAAGACAGUACACGGAAAAGGCGCAGAAGUCUUCGUAUUCCGGAGCGUCGGGAGAAGAGUGCUCGACUUGGAGAUACGCAGGCGCUGGAGGAAUGCACUGCCCGAGCACUGACAGAUCUACGAACAACAUGACCCCCGAGUCCGUUCCCUACAGCUCCUACACCGGAAACACUGGUGGCUCCGAAAACAACUACGCGGAGGUCUGCACUAACUACCAUCUCUCGCGAACCCCUCAUUUCGCCUUUGAGCCGGCACUUGCUCAGUCGACUCCUCAGCGAACCGAACCGCGGUCGAACCGAAGCGAACCGCAAUUCUACCACUAUCACCCAGAUGAAAUGUCCAAAACAUUCCACGGAAAUCAAAACCACAAUCAUCACAAUCAAUCAAGACCACUGUACACUCAUCACAACAAUACAAAUGGAUAUUACUGUGCAUAA
Messenger RNA from Oikopleura dioica, 2046 nucleotides. The record is from the annotation of a GenBank genome assembly. NCBI's taxonomy places the organism in Eukaryota, Metazoa, Chordata, Appendicularia, Copelata, Oikopleuridae.